Messenger RNA from Mangifera indica (mango), 1417 nucleotides. Its product is annotated as 50S ribosomal protein L18. The coding region runs from base 756 to 1250 and encodes 164 amino acids. Gene Ontology annotation, cellular component: ribosome. The record is from RefSeq and is a predicted model, not a curated record. Lineage: Eukaryota; Viridiplantae; Streptophyta; Magnoliopsida; Sapindales; Anacardiaceae. The transcript has 4 exons. Gene Ontology annotation, molecular function: 5S rRNA binding; structural constituent of ribosome. Gene Ontology annotation, biological process: translation.
GAUAUCAAGAGGGAAGGCUGUCAAUUUUCAACUAAUGUUUUGUAGUCAAAUCAACACAACGCAAGGCAUAACUAUUCAUCCAACAAAAGAAAAAUUAUAUCAUUAGCAAUGUUGAUAGUAUGAUCUAUGAUGAUAAAAUUUUAGUUUACCCAGCCUCAGCAACUCAAUAAGUAUACACCCACAUACUCCAAUAUAUAAUCUGCUGGAGGAGAAGUUUGAUUAGAAUCAGAAUCCCCGCCACUUCUCCUACCACUGUUAAAAGAAAAACUGAUCCAAAUUUCUUUCCUUUGCUCUGUCUUUUGACCAAUUUCAUCAUAAUCAACAGGCGUCCUGUAUCUGCAAACAGGACACGACCCAUGAAUCCCAACCCACUUCUCCAUACACUUAGCAUGAAACCUAUACUUACAUGGCAUCUCUUUCACCAUCUCUCCAAUCACAUGCUCUUCUAAACACACUACACACUCACCUACUUCCUCUUCUUUUUCAUCUUCACUUUCAACGAUUUUGAAACUCCUCAAGGCCUCCACAGACGCCUUCGAAGCCAAAUUCCUCAAUAAAGGAUCCAAGUUCGACGUUCCUUCAAUCACGACCUUACGAGAAAAUGGAAGAAUGAGACCCCUAUUUUGCGCACAACCUGUUUGAUGAAAUUCCUAAAGAACAAUACUUUCUCCCUGUUCAAGUAGUUGACAACAAUUGCUUCAGCUGAAUGCAAUUGAAUCACUUCAUCUUCUGCUGCAUAAUUAUAAAAUUUGACAAUGGCUUUCAUGAAACCUUCUGCACUAUUGUUUAAUACUUGUGAUUUCUUUGGAGCCCAUUCAACAGCGCUCAACUUCUUGCCCCGUCGAAGUAGAAGUUUCACCAUUAAGCCAUUAGUGGUUGAAGCGAGGUCAAAUGCGAGAAAGGAAACUGCAAAAACCCGAAACAGGAGGAUACAAAAGAAGUUUAAUGGCACAUCUACAAAGCCUAGGCUUUCAGUAUUCUGCUCAGAUAAGCAGCUAUAUGCUAUGCUGGUAGAUGACCAAAACAAGAAGUGUUUGUUUUAUGGAAGCACUCUGCAGAAAUCUAUUCGGAGAAAUCCACCCUGUACAACAGUUGAAGCUGCUGAAUGUGUUGGUGAAGAGCUUAUCCAGACAUGUAUUGAUCUUAACAUUAAUGAAGUCUCAUCCUAUGAUCGCAAUGGUUGUGCUCGCGGGGCAAGAAUGCAAGCCUUUGAGAUUGCAAUAUCUCGUCAUGGGUUUUUGCCACAAUGAAAUAGAUCUGUAUCUAAUUUUUUUUUUUAAUUCUUGAGACUGCAAUAUUUCUUGUGAUGUAGAAACUGGGUUACAUUUUGGCAUAAUUUGCAAACUGUGGUGCAUUAGUACUAGUCUUCAUCAAAUUCCUGUCUAUGAAAGAGUUCCUCUGCCUGUGAUUUGCCCAA